AUGCAGUCCAUCAGAGAGGUGACAGGCUACGUGCUGGUGGCUCUGAACCAAUUUGACUACCUGCCACUGGAGAACCUGCGGAUCAUCCGAGGCACCAAGCUGUACGAGGGCCGCUACGCCCUCGCCAUCUUCCUCAACUACAGGCGGGACGGGCACUACGGACUACGGCAGCUGGGCCUCCGCAAUCUCACGGAGAUCCUGAAUGGCGGCGUCUAUGUUGACCAGAACAAAUUCCUGUGCCAUGCGGACACCAUACAUUGGCGUGACAUCAUCAAGAACCCGCAGGCGGAGCUGCUGGUUGUGCCAUCCAACAACAGCAACCUGGGAUGUAGACGCUGUCAUCGCUCGUGUAACGGACGCUGCUGGGGUCACCAGGAGGACCAGUGUCAGACCUUGACGAAGACGGUGUGCGCCGAGCAGUGUGACGGUCGAUGCUUCGGACCUUACGUCAGCGACUGCUGCCACCGCGAGUGUGCUGGCGGCUGCUCGGGUCCCAAGGACACCGACUGCUUCGCUUGCACCAACUUCAACGACAGUGGCGCAUGUGUGACCCAGUGCCCUCAGCCGUUUGUGUACAACCCGACGUCCUUCCAGCUGGAGCACAAUCCCCGAGCAAAGUACACCUACGGAGCCUUCUGCGUCAAGAAAUGCCCACAUAACUUUGUGGUGGACCAUAGCUCAUGUGUCCGCGCGUGUCCUAGCAACAAGAUGGAAGUGGAGGAGAACCGCAUCAAGAUGUGCAUUCCCUGUACAGACAUCUGCCCUAAAGUGUGCGACGGCAUCGGGACGGGCAGCCUGCAAACGGCUCAAACGGUGGACGCCAGCAAUAUUGAUAAAUUUGUCAACUGCACAAAAAUCAAUGGCAACCUCAUCUUCCUCAUCACUGGGAUUAAAGGGGACAUGUAUCAUGGAAUCGGACCGAUGGAUCCCGAGCGCCUUAACGCAUUCCGCACUGUAAAAGAGAUCACAGGUUACCUCAACAUCCAAUCUUGGCCCGAGAACAUGACCGAUCUGAGUGUUUUUUCCAACCUGGCUACCAUUGGCGGGAGAUCCCUUUACAGUGGAAGCGGCAUCUCCUUGCUGAUCUUGAAGCAGCGUUGGAUCUCCUCCUUGCAGUUCCAGUCGCUGGAUGAGAUUAGCGCGGGCAACGUCUACAUAUUCAACAACAGCCGUCUAUGCUUCUACAAUACCGUCAACUGGACGUCACUCUUCCGGACGCCGAGCCAGAAAGUGCUUAUCCGUAACAAUCGUGACCCGAAGGAGUGCACCCAGCAGCGCAUGGUGUGCGAUCAGAUGUGCUCCGAUGAAGGUUGCUGGGGUCCCGGACCCGACCAAUGUCUGUCCUGCCGCUACUUUAGACGGGGCCGCACCUGCGUCGAAUCCUGCAAUCUUUUUGACGGGGAACUGCGCGAAUUCGCCAAUGGAUCCGUGUGUCUGCAGUGCGAUGGCCAGUGUGAGAGGAUGGACGGAAACGCCAUGACGUGUGUCGGCCAGGGUCCGGACCAGUGUGUGAAGUGCCUCCACUUCAAAGAUGGGCCUAACUGUGUGGAUAAAUGCCCUGACGGCCUGCAGGGGGCGAACAGUUUCAUCUUUAAGUACGCCAAGGCCAACAACGAGUGUCACCCCUGCCACGCCAACUGCACCCAGGGGUGCAUUGGGCCAAGACUCCAAGAUUGUGUUGGGAUGAUGGACAGGACGCCCCUCAUUGCUGCUGGAAUCAUCGGUGGCCUGUUCAUCAUUGUCAUCGUGGCGCUCAGUGUCGCCGUGUACGUUCGACGUAAAAGCAUCAAAAAGAAGAGGGCCUUGCGCCGCUUCCUGGAGACGGAGCUGGUGGAGCCCUUGACCCCCAGUGGGACAGCCCCCAACCAGGCUCAGCUGCGCAUCCUGAAGGAGACGGAGUUGAAGAGGGUCAAGAUUCUAGGCUCGGGGGCUUUUGGGACCGUCUACAAGGGCAUCUGGGUCCCAGAAGGUGAGACGGUGAAGAUCCCGGUGGCUAUUAAAAUCCUGAACGAGACCACGGGUCCCAAAGCCAACGUGGAGUUCAUGGACGAGGCUCUGAUCAUGGCCAGCAUGGAGCACCCUCACCUAGUGCGCCUGCUGGGCGUCUGCCUGAGCCCUACCAUCCAGCUGGUCACGCAGCUUAUGCCACACGGCUGCCUCCUCGACUACGUGCACGAGCAUAAGGACAACAUCGGGUCGCAGCUGCUGCUCAACUGGUGCGUCCAAAUCGCAAAGUACGGAGGUGUUUGGACCUACCGCGUCAUCGCCACGUUGAUAAUUCAGUUCUCCUUUCACGAUCUGAGGCCUGAGGUGAGGCUGUGA
Entelurus aequoreus (snake pipefish) is the source of this 2322-nucleotide messenger RNA. RefSeq names its product receptor tyrosine-protein kinase erbB-4-like. Gene Ontology annotation, cellular component: basal plasma membrane; signaling receptor complex. Gene Ontology annotation, molecular function: transmembrane receptor protein tyrosine kinase activity; epidermal growth factor receptor binding; ATP binding. The transcript is spliced from 19 exons. Gene Ontology annotation, biological process: positive regulation of kinase activity; multicellular organism development; cell surface receptor protein tyrosine kinase signaling pathway. The record is from RefSeq and is a predicted model, not a curated record. Bases 1 to 2322 code for a protein of 773 amino acids. Lineage: Eukaryota; Metazoa; Chordata; Actinopteri; Syngnathiformes; Syngnathidae.